AUGGAUGCUCUUGCCAUACUCUGCAGUGGUCGUGAGGAUCUAUGGCCACACUUCUUGCAGCCGGUUACAUUCGCUCAUAACACGAAUCCUGGUAAUGGUCGGUUAUUUUCGCCGUAUUUUAUUACUCAUGGUGGUCGGAAUCCACCCACUCUGCCGGACCUUUUGUUGAAGAGUCGCACUAAUUCUUCAUGCGAGCCUCCAGAUCUGGAGAUAGAUUCUAUGGCAGUUGAUAUGGUGGAAUCUAUGAAGACUGCCCACGUAUGUGUCCGUCUUGCCCUCCAAGAUACUCGCUUGAAGGCGAAGAACAAGUACGAUAAAAACCGAUCCGUACCGGACUUCGUUGAAGGGGACUUUGUUGGCCUUCGAGCUCCGCCACGACGAUCGAAGCUGAGUUUGAAGUGGCGCGGUCCUUAUAUUGUGAGUGAUCCUUGCAAUAAUACCGUAUUUCUCAAAAGUGUUCCUCAUGGACCUCCUACUACCGGUACUCGAGUCAAUGUGGAUAGGUUGAUUCACUUGAACUUAUCUGGGGACCUUGACUCCACUACUGUCGAAAGAUCUGUCAUUGAUAACCAACAUGGUCUUGUUAAUUUCCCCGCUAUAUCAGAAGCUGGUAACAUUAUCGAUGACCCUCCUAUUCCUGUUCCGACUGUACCAGUGCAGCUAAAGAAGUCUCUGAUACCGUCUACGGGAGAAUCCAAUGUCUCCAAUAUCGUAGAUGCUCAGGAAGGAGAAGUCGUUGAGAUCUCGAGAGGAGUACCUGAUCCUCAACGAACCUUUGCUUUGGUAGACAGGAGUUUCAAGGAAGAUUUCGUGGGUAUUGGUACAACCCGAAAGGAUAGAGAAAUGAUCACCGCACUUUUCGACGCAUGUCCAGCCCAAGUUGGUCUGAGUCCUAGAAGAGCGGUGGAACUCAUUAUGAACUAUCCGGGUUACCGUCGAGGAUAUUUAAAAAAUGUUGCACAUCAUACGAUCUCGUUGACUGUAGAUCGCUAUGGUUGGCUCCAGCGAGUCCAUACUCGUCUUUAUUUCAUCGAAGAUGCUUUGGGUGUUGGAUAUGUGGUUGGUGAAUUAUUACGCAGUUCCGUUACAGGCGAAAAAAAGCACUUGGUGCGAUUUUAUCAAGUUGUUCGUCCCGGAAGUGAUGUCAUAUGUGAGGAAAUGUCGCCUCCGGAUUGGAUUCUGGAUAGUGAGAUUAUCUUUCCAUUGUCGAUAACCGAAGAGAGACUGCCUCAUGGACAUUUACGUCUUUAA
Molecule: messenger RNA, 1251 nt
Organism: Perkinsus marinus ATCC 50983
Lineage: Eukaryota; Perkinsozoa; Perkinsida; Perkinsidae
Exons: 1
Coding region: 1-1251 (416 amino acids)
Source: RefSeq, a predicted model, not a curated record